GCCCUCCGCGGCUCGCCGCUUCCCAACCGCCCGCGACGGUCCGAGGCCAGGCAGCGGUGGGGAUGGCGAGCCGCGGAGCUAGGGCGGUGACGAGCGCAGCGGCUCCGCCAUUGGGCAAGGAGGCCUGAGGGACGGGCUGGCUGGGUGCAUAAGGACACCGGAACCGGCAGCCUCGGCAGAGCGAGGGCGAUGGAGGCCAACGUGCCGCCGAAGCGGAAGGAGCCAGCCAAGUCCCUCCGCAUCAAAGUCAUCUCCAUGGGCAACGCCGAAGUGGGGAAAAGCUGCAUUAUAAAGCGCUACUGUGAGAAGAGGUUUGUGUCUAAAUACCUGGCAACAAUUGGAAUUGACUAUGGAGUCACAAAGGUCCAAGUCAGAGACAGAGAAAUCAAGGUCAACAUCUUCGACAUGGCUGGACACCCCUUCUUCUACGAGGUCCGAAACGAAUUUUACAAGGACACCCAAGGUGUGAUAUUGGUCUAUGAUGUUGGACAGAAAGACUCCUUUGAUGCCCUUGAUUCAUGGCUGGCAGAAAUGAAGCAGGAACUUGGGCCUCACGGGAAUAUGGACAAUAUCGUCUUUGUUGUGUGUGCCAACAAGAUUGACUGCACCAAACACCGCUGCAUCGAUGAAAGUGAGGGGCGUCUUUGGGCUGAAAGCAAGGGGUUCCUGUACUUUGAAACAUCGGCACAGACUGGAGAGGGAAUCAAUGAGAUGUUCCAGACCUUUUACGUGUCCAUAGUUGACUUGUGUGAAAAUGGCGGGAAACGUCCUACUGCAAAUAACAGUGCUAGUUUCACCAAAGAACAAGCCGACACCAUUCGCAGGAUUCGAAAUAGUAAGGACAGUUGGGACAUGCUGGGAGUCAGACCUGGGGCCUCGAGGGAGGAAGUCAAUAAGGCCUACCGGAAACUGGCAGUGCUGCUUCACCCGGACAAGUGUGUGGCGCCUGGCAGUGAAGAUGCCUUCAAAGCAGUUGUGAAUGCCCGGACAGCCCUCCUGAAAAACAUCAAGUAGAAGGCAGAGGAAGCGACAUGCAGGCUCAAGUGCACACUCCCCUUGAGGUGACAUCACCAACAUGGAUUUUUCCUUCACAAAUGCUCA
Myodes glareolus (Bank vole) is the source of this 1101-nucleotide messenger RNA. RefSeq names its product DnaJ heat shock protein family (Hsp40) member C27 (gene Dnajc27). Gene Ontology annotation, molecular function: GTPase activity; GTP binding. Gene Ontology annotation, biological process: phagosome-lysosome fusion. NCBI's taxonomy places the organism in Eukaryota, Metazoa, Chordata, Mammalia, Rodentia, Cricetidae. The record is from RefSeq and is a predicted model, not a curated record. Gene Ontology annotation, cellular component: phagocytic vesicle; late endosome; lysosome.